AUGACUCUCGCCGUCCCCGUCCCGCAUUCAGCGCCGGGAGCGCUCGACAAGAUCGCGACAAUUGAGGAUGUUGCCGCUGCGUCGAAGAAGGAUGGCGACGUGCGCACGGCGCCGGAUGCGGGAUUGAGGAGUUUGGACCACUACAAAAGAGCGCUUCCGACCUGGCGGUAUGCCGUUCGACAGUUCCUCCUCCCCAUUAUCCGGUGGGAGACGCCGUACCUGGCCUAUUUCCAGGGCGCGGUUCGAACGCCGCUUCUCGAUAGUUACUUUGCCAUCACCGCAAACCUUGGUACCCAUACGUUCUACAUGGUUGGCCUUCCUCUACUAUUCUGGUGCGGUUAUUCGUCGUACGGAAAGGCACUUGUCCAUGUCCUCGCAUCCGGCGUCUUCUUCACCGGUUUUAUAAAAGACAUGCUCUCGCUUCCCCGACCCUUGUCUCCUCCCCUACACCGAAUUACCAUGACCGGAUAUGCCGCCUUAGAAUACGGCUUCCCGUCAACCCAUAGCGCCAAUGCCGUCUCCGUAGCAGCGUAUGCGCUCCUCCUCCUCCGAGACCCCGAAAACACUCUCUCCGAAGGCACGAAGACGGGCCUCGAAUACCUCGCCUACUUUUACGCAUUUUCCAUUGUCAUUGGCCGACUUUACUGCGGCAUGCAUGGGUUCCUAGACGUAAUAUUCGGUUCAAUUCUCGGCCUUUUCAUAGGCGUCGUCGAGUUCUACUACGGCCCUGAAUUAGAUCUGUACAUGUACAAUAGUUCGUGGUUCGCGCCACUCAUCGCCACUCUCAUUAUCAUUGCCCUGGUCCGCAUACAUCCCGAGCCUGCUGACGACUGCCCCUGCUUCGACGACAGCGUCGCCUUCGCCGGCGUCGUCAUCGGUCUCGAGUGCGGCACGUGGACCUAUGGCCGAACGGCCUGGGACCCUUUCAUCGGCCACGCUCACGGCCUCCAAUCCAUGGACGUCACGAAGCUCUCCUGGUACAUCCUCCUCGCGCGGCUCGUCAUCGGCGUCGCCAUCAUCUUCGUCUGGAGGGAAGUCACGAAGCCGGCGCUGCUCAAGUUCCUGCCGCACAUAUUCCGCGUCAUCACGCGCGCCGGCUGGAUCCUGCCGAGACGCUUCUUCAAGCCCGCCUCGCAGUACCAGACGGUCUCGCCGAAGCUACGGCUCGAUAACGUUUUCCCUGCUGUUUCAGACCUGCCGCGCGUGGUGGAGAGUAUGCGCCACCCCAACAGCCGCGGCAGAUCCGUGUCUGUCGGUCCGCAGAGCGCCGCUGAUGCGUACGAGACGCUCGCCUACCGUGAGCGGAGGAGGAGGGAGAGCAUCGGAAGCAAUGGGAGCUUGAGGAGCAAGUCGAGUCUUACGGACUUGAAGGAGAAGAGCGGCGGCCACGAGGAGGUAAAUAAGGUGCACGAGACGAGGCAGAGUCUGCUGAAGCAGUACGAGAGCAUGAUGGGUGAGGGCGAGGUGCUCGUUUCGCGGACGGGCGAGAAUGGGAAGGUGGAUGUGUAUGCGGCCAGAGGGGACGGCCUUGAUGAGACGGAGAUGUUCUCGAGGCUAGUGAGGCCGCGGGUGAGGUACGACGUGGAAGUUGUGACCAAGUUGGUGGUCUACGCAGGCAUCGGUUGGUUAAGCACGUCGAUUAUACCUGUGAUCCUAGAGCUCAUAGGCUUGGGCGAGAGCCACCUUCGCUAA
Molecule: messenger RNA, 1692 nt
Organism: Scedosporium apiospermum
Lineage: Eukaryota; Fungi; Ascomycota; Sordariomycetes; Microascales; Microascaceae
Product: PAP2 superfamily protein
Exons: 4
Coding region: 1-1692 (563 amino acids)
Cellular component (GO): endoplasmic reticulum membrane
Molecular function (GO): sphingosine-1-phosphate phosphatase activity
Source: RefSeq, a predicted model, not a curated record